This is a messenger RNA of Prunus avium (sweet cherry), 1738 nucleotides long. Its product is annotated as G protein alpha subunit 1. Gene Ontology annotation, cellular component: heterotrimeric G-protein complex; cytoplasm. The record is from RefSeq and is a predicted model, not a curated record. Gene Ontology annotation, biological process: adenylate cyclase-modulating G protein-coupled receptor signaling pathway. Lineage: Eukaryota; Viridiplantae; Streptophyta; Magnoliopsida; Rosales; Rosaceae. Gene Ontology annotation, molecular function: guanyl nucleotide binding; G-protein beta/gamma-subunit complex binding; GTPase activity.
UAACUUUGACUGAAAGUGAAGAGAGAAGAAUCAACAAGAAGAACAGGCUUUGCAGCUUUCGGCGCUGUUUGUUUUGUUUUUCUUUCUUUCCAGGUUUAGCCAACACUUCGAUACCCAUUUCGCUUCCUCAUAACUAUUCAUACAUUUUAUACACACCAAAAAACCACAUUCAUUGUUUCCAAUUCCAGUUUUUUUUUUUUUUGGGUUUUAUUUAAUACACACCAUUAUCCCACGUUAAACACACAUACAAAGCAGAGCAAUUCCUCUUUAGGCUUCUUCAUAUUCGGCGAUUCAGCUCAAUCUACUGCUCUAUCACUUGCCCAGAAAGGCCAUUUCGUUUCUUUUCAGGUCCAUUUGGUAUGAACUUUACAGAAGGGAAUUGAAGAUACAUUUAACACGUUGUGGAGCUGACUUGUGCAUCUUCUAUGCUAUCUAUUGUAAUAGAAAAUAUGGGUUUACUCUGCAGCAGAAACAAGCAUUACAACGAAGCGGACAACGAAGAGAAUGCCCAGACUGCAGAAAUUGAAAGGCGAAUUGAACAAGAAACGAAGGCUGAAAAGCAUAUCCAGAAACUUCUUCUACUUGGUGCUGGUGAGUCGGGGAAAUCCACAAUUUUUAAGCAGAUAAAGCUUCUGUUUCAAACUGGAUUUGAUGAGGCAGAGCUCAAGAGCUACAUCUCAGUCAUCCAUGCCAAUGUGUAUCAGACCAUAAAAAUAUUGUAUGACGGGUCAAAGGAACUUGCUCAGAAUAACAGAGAAACGUAUGAGAUAUCCAGUGAAAAUAAGGAAAUUGGAGAGAAACUAUCAAAAAUUGGUAGCAGAUUGGAUUAUCCACGUCUCACAAAAGAGCUUGCACAGGAUAUAGAAACUCUUUGGAAAGAUGCUGCAAUUCAGGAAACAUAUGCCCGUGGUAAUGAACUCCAAGUUCCUGAUUGUGCCAACUAUUUCAUGGAAAAUCUUCAAAGAUUAGCUGACGCAAAUUACAUUCCAACCAAGGAGGAUGUUCUUUAUGCCAGAGUUCGUACUACUGGUGUUGUAGAGAUCCAGUUCAGCCCUGUUGGAGAAAAUAAGAAAAGUGGUGAAGUAUAUAGACUCUUCGAUGUUGGAGGCCAGAGAAAUGAGAGGAGGAAAUGGAUCCAUCUAUUUGAAGGUGUUACAGCUGUAAUAUUUUGUGCUGCUGUUAGCGAGUAUGAUCAAACACUCUUUGAGGAUGAAAGUAAGAAUAGGAUGAUGGAGACAAAGGAGCUUUUUGACUGGGUCCUGAAGCAACCAUGUUUCGAGAAAACCUCCUUCAUGCUGUUUUUAAACAAGUUCGAUAUAUUCGAGAAGAAGGUUCUAAACGUUCCACUUAACGUGUGUGAGUGGUUCAAAGAUUACCAGCCAGUUUCAACGGGAAAGCAAGAGAUUGAACAUGCAUAUGAGUUUGUGAAGAAAAAAUUUGAGGAAUUGUACUUUCAGAGCACGACCCCGGAUCGUGUGGACCGGGUGUUUAAGAUCUAUAGAACCACUGCCCUUGAUCAAAAGCUUGUGAAGAAGACUUUCAAGCUUGUGGACGAGACGUUGAGACGGAGAAAUCUGUUCGAGGCCGGUUUAUUGUGACCAGGGACCAGUUUUCAGGGCCAACAAAAGAUUGUAUUUUGAAGAAUAUCACAUUUUGAGCUCUCAGAUUCCUUGAUUUUUAGCAUUUAAUUUCAAUUAAAUCCUGUUCCACUUGUGAGUGUCAAGACAGGCUUAUUUGU